Messenger RNA from Lucilia cuprina (Australian sheep blowfly), 458 nucleotides. RefSeq lists its product as uncharacterized. The transcript has a single exon. Bases 56 to 403 code for a protein of 115 amino acids. The record is from RefSeq and is a predicted model, not a curated record. NCBI's taxonomy places the organism in Eukaryota, Metazoa, Arthropoda, Insecta, Diptera, Calliphoridae.
ACCAAACGAUCAGUAAAUCUAGAGCAUCCAAAUAUUAAACAAAUUAUUACUAAAAAUGUUCUCUAUAAAGUGUAUUAUUUUAGUGGCUUCCUGCCUUAUCCUCACUGCUACAGCUUCACCCAUAGAAUUUGUAAAUAUCUACGAAUUGGAACCAGAAAAUUCAGAAUAUUUUCAAUAUGAACCGGUAUUAUCAAGACCAGCAAGAUCACCUCAACAUGGUAAUAUUGAUUUUGGCGUAAAACAGGAUCAAUUUGGUCGCGAAGCUUCGGUCAAUUACAAUCACAAUUUGUAUAGCAGCAGUGAUGGUCGUGGUUCAAUUGAUGCUUAUGCUCAAGCUUCAAGAAAUUUUGAUCAUAAUCGCAAUGAUUUUGGUGGUGGCAUCGUGGGAUCUUGGAGAUUUUAAAUCUUUUCUAUAUAAUUUGUUAUAAUAAAUAAUUGAGUAAUUUAUUUAAAAUUAA